Messenger RNA from Notodromas monacha, 685 nucleotides. NCBI's taxonomy places the organism in Eukaryota, Metazoa, Arthropoda, Ostracoda, Podocopida, Cyprididae. The record is from the annotation of a GenBank genome assembly.
UUGGAUAGAAUUGGAGUUCAUUAUGACUAUCAAUGACCAUCAAGACGAAAACCCAAUCAAGCAUGAUUGGCGUACGGAUUAUUCAAACCGCCCAUAUUACGGCGAUAUCCAACGAGAACUUCCUGAUGUAGAUUAUGACCGUGAUCUUCGUUCAGCCUAUGAAUUAGGAUCUGCUGCUGGCGAUGCUAUGUUCUAUGAAGAAGUUCCGAUCAUACAUGCUGUCAUCGUUUUUGCAAAUAAUGAAGCAUUCUUAGUGAAAUUCCAUUGGACUCCAAAGCAAGGGGUAGCUCAAGUCGUCUGGGAUGAAGCCCUAAAAAUUAAUGGCAAAGAUCCCGAUUUUCACAGACGUGAUCUGUGGGAUGCUAUUGAGCGUGGCAAUUACCCGGAAUGGGAAUUAGGCGCACAAAUUUUCUCUGAAGAAGAUGCAAAACAAUGGGACUUUGAUGUCUUAGAUGCUACAAAAUUAAUCCCAGAAGAACUUGUACCAGUCACUCCACUAGGACGUGCAGAUAACACAAUCACAGGAAUAUCUGACCACUGCCUCAUCUCGGUCAACACCUGCUGUCCUUCCAUAUCUGGCAAACCUAAAUCUAAAAUCAGUUGCAUAGUGGUGAUAUUCAUAAUCCCCCCUAUGGCACCUUGGCCAUACAUCGCGGCCAUUGGGCCUUUCAAGAAAUCAAUCGCU